ACAUACUAAACCCACAUUGUGACACUACUGACAAUGCACAUGGCUUGUGUUCAAAUAUUUAUAUUUUGGCGAGUGUAUCAGGCAGUCAGCAGUUUGUUGUGUAGGGUUGGUGUGUUGUUGCAGUGGGGGUUGGAUCUGUGUGUAUGUGUGUAAAGUGCAGGUUUCAGCAGGCUGGAGCUCACACACCAUUGUCCUCUCAGAUCACACAGAGAGAGAGUGUGUGUGUGUGUGUGUGUGAGAGUGUGUGUGUGUGUAUGAGGACGCUGCAUCUUCUCACUGCAGCACUGCUGAUGUUCCCACUCUGAGGAAUUCACUGUUCCAGGAUUGUGUGCAUUUGGAGGGAUUUAACGCUCGGAUACUAAUGGCACCGGAGCUGAAUGUCAUGGACGGAUCAGCCAUACAGAAUAACGCUUGGUGUUUUUUGUGAAAGCAGCUCUCGUGUGUGUGUGUGUGUGUGUGUGUUGGAGAAGCAGGCAUGCGGUCGGAGCGCAUGAGUCGUGUGUGUAUCGUGGUCCUGGAGGAGGUGGAAGACGACGAUCCCUCCCCUCUGCAUUCCAAAGCCACCCCGGACCACAUUUCCCAGAAUUCCUCUCAGGACGAGAAGCCCUCUCUGAUUAAAGCCAUAUUUAACGGCGACGCAGAUGAAGUUCGCUCUCUCAUAUUCAAGAAAGAAGACGUCAAUGUACAGGACUGUGAGAAGAGAACGCCGCUUCACGCUGCUGCUUACCUGGGCGACGCUGAGAUCAUAGAGCUGCUCGUCCUGUCAGGGGCGAGAGUGAAUGCCAAAGAUAAUAAAUGGCUCACUCCUCUUCAUCGGGCCGUAGCAUCCUGUAGUGAGGAAGCAGUCCAGGUGCUGUUGAAACACUCGGCGGAUGUGAAUGCACGGGAUAAGAACUGGCAGACGCCGCUGCACGUGGCCGCGUCCCAUAAAGCCGUGCGCUGCGCCGAGGCGUUAGUCCCGUUGUUAAGCAACGUCAACGUGUCAGACCGCGCCGGACGUACGGCUCUACACCACGCGGCCUUCAGCGGACACUUGGAGAUUAAGGAGCCGAAUGCGUAUGGAAACUCUGCUCUGCACCUGGCGUGUUUUAACGGGCAGGACGUGGUGGUGAGUGAGCUGAUGGAAGCAGGUGCUGAUGUCAAUCAGGUGAAUGAGAAGGGCUUCUCCCCGCUGCACUUCACCGCCGCGUCGCGCCAGGGGGCGCUCUGUCUCGAGCUGCUCAUCGCCAACGGAGCCAACAUCAACAGCAAGGUCAAAAUACACACCACCUCUCGUCUUCUACAUCACAAUAUGACGGCGCUGCAUUACGCUGCUGCUAACUGUAACUAUCAGUGUGUGUUUGCUCUGGUGGGCUCCGGGGCCAGUGUGAACGAGCGGGACAUCAGGGGCUGCGGUCCUCUGCACUACACCGCUGCCGCAGACUCAGACGGCAACUCUCUCAGGACGGCGCUGCAUUACGCUGCUGCUAACUGUAACUAUCAGUGUGUGUUUGCUCUGGUGGGCUCCGGGCCCAGUGUGAACGAGCGGGACAUCAGGGGCUGCGGUCCUCUGCACUACACCGCUGCCGCAGACUCAGACGGCAAGUGUCUGGAGUAUCUCUUGAGGAAUGAUGCAAAUCCAGCUCUCAGGGAUAAAGAUGGAUACAGUGCCGUUCACUACACCUCAGCGUAUGGCCACCGAGUGUGUCUGGAGCUGAUCGCCAAUGAAAUGCCGUUAGACGUGCUGAUGGACACGUCUGCAUCAAGCAUCCUACACGACACAGACGUCCAGCCUCCCAUCAGCCCUUUACACCUAGCCGCGUAUCACGGUCACCAUCACGCUCUGGAGGUUCUGGUGCAGUCUCUGCUGGAUCUGGACGUGAGGACGCCGCAGGGUCACACGGCUCUGAGUCUGGCGGCGUUUAAGGGUCAUGUGGAGUGUGUGGAUAUUCUGAUCAGUCAGGGCGCGUCCAUGAUGAUGAAGGACUACACACACAAGAGGAGCACCAUACACUUCUCAGCCAUGAACGGUCACUCUGAGUGUUUGCGUCUGCUCAUCCACAACACCGAGCAGCAAACGGCCAUCAACAUCCGUGAUGGGAAGGGACAGACUCCUCUGAUGUUGGCAGUUCUGGGUGGACACACAGAUUGUGUGUAUAUUCUGUUGAGUGAAGGAGCCAGUGUGGAGGCCAGAGAUAAAUGGGGCAGGACGGCCCUCCACCGCGGGGCAGUGAUGGGUCAGGAGGCAUGUGUGGAGGCACUGUUGCAGCAUGGCUCCAGUCUGCUGGUUCAGGACAGUAGAGGGCGCUCUCCUAUGCACCUGGCGGCUGCCUGCGGUCAUGUGGGGGUUCUGAGGGCCCUUCUGAAGACCCAGAAGACUGUCCUCGUCCUCAAGGACAACUGUGGUUAUACACCGCUGCACUGGGCCUGUUAUAAUGGUCAUGACGCGUGUGUUGAGCUGCUCUUAGAGCACGAUGUGUUUCAGAAGCCAGAGGGAAACUCCUUCAGUCCGCUGCACUGCGCCGUUAUUAAUGAUAAUGAGUCUGCGGCUGAGAUGCUGAUAGAAACUUUAGGUCCUGCGAUCGUAAACGCCACAGACUCACAGACAAGGACGCCGCUUCACGCCGCCGCGUACACAGAUCACGUGGAGUGUCUGCAGCUGCUGCUGGGUCACAACGCUCAGGUCAACGCCAUCGACAUGCUGGGAAAAACAGCGCUCAUGAUGGCCGCUGGGAACGGACAAACGAACGCCGUCGAGGUGCUGGUGAGCAGUGCUAAAGCUGAUUUGACAUUACAGGACGCUCACAGAAACACAGCCCUGCAUCUGGCCUGCAGUAAGGGACAUGAAACCAGUGCCUUGUUAAUUCUCGAGAAGCUGACGGACAGAAACCUCAUCAACUGCACAAACACAGCGCUGCAGACGCCGCUGCACGUCGCUGCUGGUAACGGACUGACGGUGGUCGUACAGGAGCUGCUGGGUAAAGGAGCCAGUGUCCUCGCCGUGGAUGAGAACGGUUACACUCCAGCUUUGGCUUGCGCUCCGAACAAGGACGUGGCCGACUGUUUGGCGCUGAUACUCUCCUCCAUGAUGCCCAUCUCUCCCAGCAGCACCCGCACCAUGUCGAGCCUCACCUUUACCCCCAUCAACCACUACUCCAGCCCAUCCAAGACUGUGACCUUUGACCCGUUACCGGUGCUGCGCUCCAAGCACGUCUCCUACCACAAGUUCAACAGCUUGGGCCGCGAGGACGGCCUCAUCAUCCCAGAUGACGAACUCAAUGAUUCAGACUCAGAAACAUACUGACAACACGCCCCUGUCCCGGCCCUCAGUGUCUUAACCUAACACCUCAUUGGCUGAAAGGUCACUAUAUGCUAAUUAGGGUCGUCCCUUUAUGUGGCUGAACUCUCAGGAGAAAGCUGAAAAACAGGAAGAGAAGUGCCACAGAAAUGGCCCACACUACAGUCUAGUUUGUAUAUUCUAUAC
Messenger RNA from Sinocyclocheilus grahami, 3463 nucleotides. RefSeq names its product serine/threonine-protein phosphatase 6 regulatory ankyrin repeat subunit A-like. The transcript is spliced from 24 exons. The record is from RefSeq and is a predicted model, not a curated record. Gene Ontology annotation, molecular function: protein binding. The coding region runs from base 476 to 3283 and encodes 935 amino acids. NCBI's taxonomy places the organism in Eukaryota, Metazoa, Chordata, Actinopteri, Cypriniformes, Cyprinidae.